AUGUGGGCUCUGUUCCCUAUGAAGCUGAAACCCAUCUGUUUUUUUUAUUUUUUUACUGUCCAUUCUCUUCUGGUCUUCUAUGGGCACUGUGUAGCCCGACUAAGCACUGACAGGGGUGAAGUGCCUGAUUCUACAAAAGGAUUUCACUGUCCUGUGUUCACAAGGAUGGCUCUGCCUUGGUUUUCCACCAAUCAGGGAUUGAACCUGUGCCUCCUGUAUUGGAAGUAUGGAAUCUUAACCACUGGACCACCAGGGAAGUCCCAGGAUGGCUCUGCCUUUGAACCGUGGGAGAAGAUGCAGGCAUUUCUUCCUCAUGUUUGUUAG
This is a messenger RNA of Rangifer tarandus platyrhynchus (Svalbard reindeer), 324 nucleotides long. The record is from the annotation of a GenBank genome assembly. NCBI's taxonomy places the organism in Eukaryota, Metazoa, Chordata, Mammalia, Artiodactyla, Cervidae.